AUGUAUAAAAUAAUAAAUAGUUAUUUUAUGUUAAAUUUGAAAAGAAAUUAUCGUCAUUAUUCAAGAAAAAAAAAUAUAAAUAAUAUAAACAGGAAAAUAAAUGACCCUUAUAGUGAUUUAUACAAAAUGAACUUUUACUGUAACAACUUUAAAAGAUUACCAAAUAAAAAAACAAAAUCAAAAGAAUAUGAAAUAAUUAAAACAUCAAAUAAUUCAUAUUCAUAUUCUUCUCCUUAUCCUCCUCAUAUUAAUUACACACUAGAUCCUUAUCCAGAAAGUGCUAAAAAUUUUUACUAUCAAAAUAGAAAAUACUUAAUGAAAUAUAAAAAUGUAGAAUAUAUUCCCAUACAAAGGUUAACAUAUAAAAAUGCAUCAAAAAAAACAAAUUGGGCUACUUAUUACUUAAGAAUAGAAAAAUAA
This is a messenger RNA of Plasmodium relictum, 420 nucleotides long. Its product is annotated as conserved Plasmodium protein, unknown function. Lineage: Eukaryota; Apicomplexa; Aconoidasida; Haemosporida; Plasmodiidae. The transcript has a single exon. The record is from RefSeq and is a predicted model, not a curated record. The coding region runs from base 1 to 420 and encodes 139 amino acids.